GUGGAAUAGCACAUGCGUGCUCUGCAUUACCGACGCCCGACGCCGUGGCUGUCAAACUUUGUAGUUGGUAAACAUUUAUAACCGUUGAAUCAACCCGUCCACAGAACAUGUCAGCAAACGUAACACCGGAACGUUCGAACCUCUCAAAGCACCGUCUUCAGUCGCCUCGUACGCCCCUUUCGCCGGCCGGUGUCACAGUUGGUGCCUCGAGGGUUCGUGAUGCAGUGGAAAAAUGUUGCGACCUGCACAAGAAAUGGCAGAUCACGAUUCGCAAAGGAAUGCAAUACUGCAGCGGAAUCGAGUCACUAAAAAUGGGUAUAUUCGAGGCACAGACAGAAGAUAAAAAUCCCUAUCCGGCUAACCUGAGUGUGUACUGCAACAAUUUGUCGGUUCUGUGUGGUAUUCUGCAGGAUGUUGCAGAUGAGCUAGAGACGUUGAUCGAACAGAUGGAGGUCUUGCGCGCCGCUAUGAAAGAUGAACUGGUUGGUAGAAGCUGGCACCUUGGUAAAGUGCUUGGGUCGCUUCGAACGAUUUUGGCACGUUACAAAUCCGAUUUGAGCACACGAAAGGUGGUUGCUGAGAAUAUAGGACAUUCUUGUGAUCGAGCUGAGCUUGCGCUUCAUAUAGCAUUUUGGGAACAGUUGGCCAGCCAGGAUGAAGACGUGGAUCUACUCGUGCGAAUGCUCACAGUUGAAUUUGGGUUAUCCGUGGCAUAAUUUAAAGUUUUUUUUCAAACACUGUGAUA
Molecule: messenger RNA, 745 nt
Organism: Wyeomyia smithii (pitcher-plant mosquito)
Lineage: Eukaryota; Metazoa; Arthropoda; Insecta; Diptera; Culicidae
Exons: 3
Coding region: 108-716 (202 amino acids)
Source: RefSeq, a predicted model, not a curated record